CUCGUACGGUUGUAUUGUGAAGUGUUCUAGUCUCACUCUCACAAGUGACACUACGAGUACGAGUCGUGUGGAAACAGUGAGACUACCUAGACUUGUUUGCGACGACUCAGUCGGUAUAUAACCAUAGGCAAUACCGCCUUGACUCACUGCUACCGAGAUGGGUGACAAGGGCCUUAUUGAACAUGUGAUAGUCAAUCACCGAUGGGUGUUUGUGUGUUUGUUUCUGCUGCCGAUGUCGGUGGUUUAUGACUUCGUGUUUUACCUUAGAAACUGGAUUGUUUUUAAACUGUCUAGUGCGCCAAAACGACACCAGCAGAGAGUAGCUGAUGUACAAACGCAGGUGCGAAAGUGGAUAAACGAUGGUGCUGAUACUCAGAUGUGUACAGCGCGCCCUGGUUGGGCGACAGUUUCAUUUAGGCGUGGAAAGUACAAACGGACAAUGAGAAAAAUCAGUGUCAACCUAGUUGAUAUUCUCUCCGUAGAUGCAGAAAAAAGGCUGGUGCGAGUUGAGCCAUUGGUCAGCAUGGGUCAAAUCACUGCCACCUUAAGUAAACUGGGCUGGACCUUGCCUGUUUUACCAGAGUUAGAUGACCUUACUGUUGGUGGUCUAAUAAUGGGGUGUGGAAUUGAAACGUCGUCCCACAAAUAUGGGCUUUUCCAGGAAACAUGCGUUGCUUAUGAGUUAGUGUUGGCAGAUGGAAGUCUAAUACGGUGUUCGGAGGAUGAGAAUCCAGAUUUGUUUCAUGCUGUGCCAUGGUCAUACGGUACCCUAGGGCUUCUGGUGGCUGCAGAGCUGCAGAUUGUGCCUGCCAAGAAGUACGUUAAACUCGACUACAUACCAACCUACACCAGGGAGAGCAUGGUCACGACCUUUACUGAGGCAGCAGCUAGGCCAGAAAAAAACGAGUUUGUUGAGUGUAUAGUGUUUGGCAAUGACCAUGGUGUAGUCAUGACAGCAAACAUGACUGACACGUGUGAACCAGAGAAGGUUAACGUCCUAAGUCGCCACUGGAAACCAUGGUUCUACAAGCAUGUUGAAACAUUUCUUAGCCGUGGAGGCAGUUCAGAGUACAUUCCACUGAGGGAUUACUACCACAGACACACGCGUAGUUUAUUCUGGUCGCUACAAGACAUAAUUUCUUUUGGAAACCACCCGGUGUUCCGAUGGUUGUUUGGUUGGAUGGUUCCACCGAAAAUUUCCCUGAUAAAGCUGACACAGCUUGAGGCUGUGAAGAGGCUGUACGAGGAACGCCAGAUGAUUCAGGACAUGCUGGUUCCAAUCAAUAAGCUGAAUGAAAGUCUCGAUAUUUUUGAGGCUGAAACACAGCUCUAUCCACUGUGGCUGUGCCCAAUGCUGGUGAAAACCACGCCUGGGUUCAUCCAGCCAAAACGUGGCAAGGAAGAGAUGUUCGUCGACAUCGGUGCGUACGGCGCGCCGAAAGCGCCGCAAUAUCAUGCCGAGACGACGACUCGUCUCAUUGAGGAAUACGUGCGCAGCGUGGACGGGUAUCAAAUGUUGUACGCCGAUACUUACCAAACGGAGGAAGAGUUCAGACGUAUGUUUAAUCACACCUUGUAUGACAAGAUGCGAAAGCAACUUGACUGUGAGAAGGCAUUCCCACAAGUAUACGGGAAGGUCAAUAAGAAGGUCAGAGAGUAAUAUUUCAUGUUCACCGGGAGAUUAACCACGUAUGUUACCAUGGUGCUUGGACUGUUAACAUGUACGUGCACUACAGUAUUUUGCCAUAUAGAGAUCUUUUAUAUUGCAUGAAUGUCCAUGUUGCUUUAGCAGCUUUGUGAAAAACUCAUCUUACUAAGUCAAAUGAAGUCAUAUCUGACAUCAUUGCACUACCUAUUGCUUAGAAAUAGUUAAUAAUCAGUAUCAGUAUUAACCUUCAGUAUUCUCACUAACAUUGGUGUGUGUGCAUGCGUGUGUUCCUAUAUUCCUAAUAUUUGUACAUGGUUGUUACCACUACCACAAAUCUAUAUAUUGGUAGCACAGUAUCUCAUCUACUUACGAACACAGUUGGUUGCAUAUGUCCGUUCUUAGUGGAUUUGUUCUUGAGUCCAAGUUUAUUUUAAUACGAUCAGCGAUUGCCUAUAAAAAUAUGUAAAGCACAGAAAAUGUUAUAGUGAAUUGUUCACUAUUCAGGUGGUCUGAGGUGCAAAUGGGCAUACGAACAAGUUUGUAUCUGUGAAUAUCAGCAAGUCGAUGAGUACAUGUCUCUAUUACGUUGAUAAAUUCAUCCGUACUUACUCCAUAUUGAUAUAUGAAAAUUGUAUUGUAAAACGACUGCUUAUAUACUCUUGAUAUUAUUCGAUCAUUUAUAGCUGGUGAAAUGCUCAUUUUUCAUUGACGACAAGCUUGUUAAAGUAUGAACCAGUAAUAAGCCUGUAUUUAUUUAAUUGUAGUUCAUCACACAUUAUUUACAACUCGAUCAUGAAUUCGUUGACUUUCAAACUGUAAUUCCCUUUUACAUGAUAUAUACAUGUAUGCUAAUUGUAAUACCAAUUAAAUGUCAAAAACGUGCAGUAA
Priapulus caudatus is the source of this 2536-nucleotide messenger RNA. Its product is annotated as delta(24)-sterol reductase-like. Gene Ontology annotation, cellular component: membrane; cytoplasm. Gene Ontology annotation, biological process: steroid metabolic process. Lineage: Eukaryota; Metazoa; Priapulida; Priapulimorpha; Priapulimorphida; Priapulidae. Bases 158 to 1660 code for a protein of 500 amino acids. The record is from RefSeq and is a predicted model, not a curated record. The transcript is spliced from 10 exons. Gene Ontology annotation, molecular function: Delta24(24-1) sterol reductase activity; FAD binding.